This is a messenger RNA of Chara braunii, 2196 nucleotides long. The record is from the annotation of a GenBank genome assembly. NCBI's taxonomy places the organism in Eukaryota, Viridiplantae, Streptophyta, Charophyceae, Charales, Characeae.
CGGGACGUUUUUUUUUUUUUAAGGGGGUCUGAGGGGUCCGAACGUGCUGCUCCUUGAUCAAAUCUUUCCUUGGCCAUGCCGGCGGCGAACUUGCUGCUCAUCAUUGCGACUUGCACACAUCAAACAUGGGCAGGACCACCAAAUCAGCCAUAGUCCCCAUUACAUCCCCAAUUCACCCACACCAGACUCUGUGUCCUCCCCCAUCCCGCCGUAGACUCCUCCACAACCACCGCCCCCUUUCAACAUGGCUGGCCAAACAGGAUGAACUAAAAAAAAAAAAAAAAUCAAAUUGCCAGCAGUUGCUGUCUUCGGAAGUCUGCCUUCAAAUCACGUGGACGAUUAUAAAAAUAAUUAAUAAUAUAACAAAAACAAAGAAGAAAAGACAAAAGGAGGUAUGUUGUCUGCCUUGAAAUCAAGUGGAGGAGAGAUGCACAACAGAUGCAGGAGAUAUGGAGGAGAGAUGGAGAGAUGGAAGAGAAAGGUGGUGAAUGGAGGAGAAAUGAAGGUGGAGGGGAUACGAGAGGGAGAUGGGGAUAUAGAGGAGAGAUGGAGGGGAGAGGGCGAGAUACGGAGGUGGAGGAGAGAUGGACAUGGAGGAGAAAGGUGGAGAGGAGGAGGACGUGGACGACGAGGGCGACAAGGAAGGGGAAGAGGACGACCUGAAGGAGGAGGGCGACGAGGACGACGAGGAAGGGGAGGAGGAGGAGGAGGAGGAGGAGGAGGAGGAGGAGGGCAACGAGGGCUGCGAGGAAGGGGAGGAGGAGGACGAGCGGGAGGAGGAGUGAGACGAGGGCUCGAUAGAUUCGUUACCUGGGUGGGAGAGGAGGAGGACGUGGACGACGAGGGCGAAGAGGAAGGGGAGGAGGAUGACCUAGAGGAGCAGGGCGACGAGGGCGACGAGGAAGGGGAGGAGGAGGAGGAGGAGGAGGAGGGCGACGAGGGAGACAAGGAAGGGGAGGAGGAGGAGGAGGAGGGCGACGAGGGUGACGAGGACGGGAAGGAGGAGGAGGAGGAGGAGGAGGAGGGGAAGGAGGAGGAGGAGAACGAGGAGGGCGACGAGGGCGACGAGCUUGAGACUAAUAAGUACAAGUCCGUGCGCGAACUCACCUCUGCCAUCAAGCGCCUGAUUGUCGUCCCCGGGGUACGCUAUGAUCCGCGGGUCUUAAUGACCCUGUUCUUGAGAUGUCUUCCCACAUACGUCAAGAACUUGUUAGCCAACGAGGCUCGGCUCGAGUAUCUCACAUUUGAGACCUUUAGCAAGGCGGCUCUAAAUCUGAAGGCCACGCUAGGAGGUGCUCAACAACUCCAUACGGACGGAAGAAAGAAGAAGAGUCCACAAGAGUGGAAGAAGAAGCGAAGUCGAUUGAUGAUGGUUGAUGUCGGCGGUACUCAAACUGAGAUCGGCGACUUUUCAAACUUAGUGGAUGGUUUAGAGUUUGACGGCGAGGAUCGUGUUGAGGGUAGCAACCUUGCUGCAUUAGUAAAGGUUAAUGUAGGUGGCCGCAGCAAGGGCGGUCAACAGAGGAGUCAGGGGCAAACCCAGAAACUGAACAAGAGAGCAAUUCGGAUUAGAGCGGGUUUGGAUCAAGGUGCGCCGAUUACCGAGUUUGGCUUAUCUGACAAUGUCACUCGAUUCUUGGUGGAAGCCUACAAGGAAGACCCUGUCAUGAUGGACAUCAUGCGCAAACUAGAGGCCCAAGAGAAGGCCACAUCUAACGAGUUUGUGAUGGUGGAUGGGUUGCUCUUUCUUGAGAAGGAAGGAUUCAAGAGGAUGACUAGGAUGCUGGAUGAGAAGUUGCCUCUCGUCGCCAGUCGGUACAACAAUGUUGUACAUAGCACCACCGGCGCUUUCCCAAAGAAUCUUUAUCCAUUGUUGGAAGAGUGCAUGCCUUUCUAUUUAAUGCUAAAGCGGCAUGCAAUUCAACCUGAGACCGCCGAGAGCAAUGGAGUUGCAUCGGAUGGACCUUCAGUGCUGCUGUCUUCACGUUCCCAGCUCUCACAGAGCCCCCGUCUUCUUGUGCCAAAGAAUGAGCAGCUACUUGUCUGGGUGGAUGGGCAACUUCUACCACGUGAAGACGCUCGGGUAUGGAUGCCUUUCCCUCUUCCGUAAUGCGUACCACUUGGGUCUUUCUGGAAAACCAUGGGAUCACAUUUUGUUUGUGAAGUGUGCUGAUCACCAUGGUAUUGGAUUGCAUA